GCUGUUGUCUAUAGACAAUAACCGGCUCAAGGCUGUUGUGUUGUAUACAUUACAUUAUAUACUACGUUGUACGUUGUAUGUACAUAAGUACAUACGUGGAAAUAAAAAGCACAACUCGUCCUAUCUUAUAAUAUGUAGUCUUACAUUUUGCAAAGUAUACACUUAAGUACUCGUCUGUUUAUUUUUCUUCGUGACAAAUGUUUCUUGUGUUCGUGUUUCACACGUGUUAAGCAUCCAAGUAUGAUUAAUUACUUAAGUAUUUCAAAGCUUCUUCUAUACUAAGUAGGUACAGCAUGCAGUGCGUGUGUUAGUCAUUUACAUCCUCGAGUAUGACUCGAGAAUCCCAACUUGAGUAUCUACGUAUAAUAGUGUGGUACACGCGUGGAAAAAAAAAACGACAAUCGCGCAAUUAAUGCAGGGUUUUGAAGAGGCGCUCAAUCGUCACGGAUUCACAGAACAGCUGCCAAGUACUGUAUACUUAACAAGAAGAAUCAUUGACUCGGCGCGCUUACCCAUUUGAGAUGUUAAGAAAAAACGGCAACAAUGAUAAAAACGAUGCCGGGGCAGGAUCAGCUUUCACAGGUGGUGAGAGAAAGAUUUCUGCGGCUGAACCGAGACUUUGUCAAGCGAGGAGCCUCUUUGGCGGAUUUAAAACGCGCCUGCGAAAAAGAAAUGAAAAUCAUCAGGAACAACGGCAGCAACUACAAUGAUAUCAAUCGUGAUCGUCGUUAUGGCGAUAGCCCCAAGAAGAGGUCGGUUUUCAAGCUGCUCGUUUUAAUUUUACUCUUGCCGAUCCUGUACAGCAUUGUUAUCGAGCGUUAUGGUCUCGAGUACGUGAUCAAACACAUCGAGGGCACAAGGUGCCUCGUGCCAAAUAACUACCUGGUGUGGGAAUUCACGAGGCCCGUCUCGGAUUGCGAAUUUUGCCGUGGCGUCAAGUCCGCUCUCUUGCUGGAAAACGUCACGAGGGAACAGUUUGCUCCGUACGCCUACUCCUCCAAGCCGAUAGUCGUCAAGCAGGCGGCUCGACACUGGAUGGCCUCCAAAGUCUUUAGCUUGCAAUUCUUUCGCAGUCUGUACGAGCUCAUAGACGGCGCUUACGAGUCCGUCGACGAGGAGGGCCAAUUUUUGCCCUUCAGGGGCAACUUUGCCAAUCUGAGGGAAGUCUUUGGGAUGAGCGAGAGUCGAGCGAUGAACCUACCGGGUGAGGAGCCCUGGUACGUCGGCUGGAAAAACUGUCAUCCCCAGAUCUUGCAGAUAAUGAACAAGUUUUACCAGCCGCCACAUUUUCUGCCAGAGGAUGCGGAGAUACCCAACACUAAUUACAUAUUUUUAGGUUACGAUCAGGGUGCUAAUAUGCAUCUCGAUUAUAUUUCCCGCCUCAUGUGGCAAGGACAAAUAAUAGGAAGCAAAACGUGGACCGUUGCACCGACUCCCGAGUGCGACGACGUCUGCGAGAAAUUCAAGUUUUUCGUCGACACGGGUGAUGUUGUUUUACUCGACACCAGAAUAUGGUAUCACGGCACCCAAGUGGAAAACAGGAGGUUCAGCCUUACCAUUACCUCGGAAUAUGGGUGAGAUGAGAUUAUACACGAGGACAUUAAUGGAUUUUACAAUGUUUACCAAGAUUUGCCUACUUACGUACAACUAGAACUAAGUGAAGUAGAAAAUUUUUAUUCGUAGUGUUUUGUACAUGCUUGUUGUAAAUAAUUUACUUUUUAAAGCUUAUGAAAAUUUGCGUCUUCAAAGACAAAAGCGUUAUUUAAUGAUGUAAUGUAUUCAAUCAGUGCCAAAAAUUGACAAAUAGUUCAAAUAUACUUAAUGCGAUAAAAAGACAGUUGCAAUGCCAUAUUUUUCUUGUAAAUCAAGAAUUUUUUAUGACUGAAAAACUACAAAAUAAUUUUAAGACUAUGUAAUUGUAU
Molecule: messenger RNA, 1922 nt
Organism: Copidosoma floridanum
Lineage: Eukaryota; Metazoa; Arthropoda; Insecta; Hymenoptera; Encyrtidae
Molecular function (GO): 2-oxoglutarate-dependent dioxygenase activity
Source: RefSeq, a predicted model, not a curated record